This is a messenger RNA of Momordica charantia (bitter melon), 3236 nucleotides long. RefSeq names its product Tetratricopeptide repeat (TPR)-like superfamily protein. Gene Ontology annotation, molecular function: protein binding. Gene Ontology annotation, biological process: mitochondria-nucleus signaling pathway; chloroplast-nucleus signaling pathway. The record is from RefSeq and is a predicted model, not a curated record. Gene Ontology annotation, cellular component: chloroplast. Lineage: Eukaryota; Viridiplantae; Streptophyta; Magnoliopsida; Cucurbitales; Cucurbitaceae.
CCUCUUUUGCAGUUUUUUUCUUCCGCAACAGAAUUUUUUUGCUUUGAAAAAAGGGCAAUCCGACCCGACUCGAAUUUUUUGGUUGGGUUGGGUUGGCCAGCGAUUUUUAGCCCGAUGGUUCCCGCAUAACGCAAAGGUCCCAAAAAUUAAAUUUAACUCGAUCCAACUAAACCCAUAACACCCUAAGUGAGAAGAGGUAUGUCGUAUAUACAAAAACUAUUGAGUAUGUCCUUUACAACACCAUUAUGCCCCGCUACGGUUUGGUUUAUCAAAAUUUCUCCCAGUUUGAGAGAGAAAUUCGGUUAAUUAAAACUAAUUCACCAGAGAAACAAUUAAUUGACCAAAAGAGAUUACAAAAAAACCUAAUUGACCAAAAGCGUUACGAAAUUAUAAGUUCUGUUGAGAGAGGCGAGGAGUAUAAAUAGGAUUUAAAAGGAGAUAAAAUCAAACCAUAGAAAUUGGUGGGGAGACUGAGUCACAGAGAGUGAGAGAGGGAACGAAGUAGCAGCAGCAACAGGUAGAUUACCGGACGGCGAACGGCGAACGGCGGAGUUGUACUCUUUGCAGCUUUCGUCUUCCGACUUCCAGCCGCAGCAUUAUUCAUCCGCUUCAGCGAAUCGUUAAGCUCCCUCUCUGCUGUCGCUUUGAAAUCAGCUGCGAAGGAAUGACAAGAAACUGGAGGUCCAUUUUCAUUUUGAAGUAAAUGAAAUCACUGUCCGGCGGAAUCGUCUUGUUACUUCCAGGUUACGGCCGCGUAGUUCAACUAUUUCUGCAACUCUGUGAGCUCUCUCUCCGAUGUGGCAGAGUUUUUUGGAAUCAGCUGUGAAGUAAUAACAAAGUAUGAAUCUCAACUCUUGUAGAGGACUUAAUUUCAGGUUUCGGUUUAUGCUAUUUACUUGCAACGGUUGCUUUGCAUUUUUUUGGAGAAUGUUUGUUGAGUUCGGAUGCAUAUCAACCGAAGGUGCUACGAGCUAUAGAGUAUGCUGAUACCAGACAUAAAGAUGCAAUCUGUUUUCUUGCCGAAGCCACUAAUCAUAUCUUCAAUUGGUGGAAUAUUUUCUGGCUUUUUGUUGCGUCCAAGUUUUAUUAGAAGUGAUGGAAGGUACAUGUUUUACGAUGCCAUAUCGCAGUUAUUUAGGAAAAAAUGCGUAAAAAAGGCCAGCAAAGCAGCUUUAUAUGAUAAAUUUAUGAUUAGCACGGGGCGGUAUGGAUGUGAAAAUCAAGAAGAACCAUCUAGUGACUUCUGUAACUGUUUGAUUCGUGACUAUUGUAAGGUUGGGAAUGUUGAUGCAGCCAUGUCUGUUCUUGCUCAUAUGGAGGCUGUAGGUCUCCGUUCCUCAGUAGCAUCUUAUGCUUAUGUGAUUGAAGCUCUUGGAAAUGUAGGCAGGACUUUGGAAGCUGAUAUCAUAUUUCAAGAAAUGAUUAGUCUUGGUUGUAAGCCAAGAGCAAGUGUCUGCAAUGCAUUACUAAGAGGAUUUUUGAGAAAGGGCCUUUUAGAUCUUGCGUCUGGGGUUCUUGUUUUAAUGAGUGAUUUAGAUAUUCAGAGAAAUCAAGAAACUUACGAACUACUCCUGGAUUACCAUUCCAAUGCUGGACGGUUGGAAGAUACUUGGUCUAUUAUUAAUGAGAUGAAACUAAAAGGUUUUCAGCUGAACUCAUUUGUGUAUAGUAAGGUUAUUGUUAUAUAUCAGAACAAUGGGAUGUGGAAGAAAGCAGUGGGCAUUGUCGAUGAGAUAAGAAAAUCAGGGAUUUCUAUGGACAUCCACAUUUAUAACAGCAUCAUAGAUACAUUUGGGAAAUAUGGUCAAUUAUCUGAGGCCUUAGAAGUGUUCAGAAGAAUGCAACAAGAUGGUGUAAUUCCUGACAUAACAACUUGGAAUUCACUGAUCCAAUGGAACUUUAAAGCUGGGAAUCUUGCUACCGCCCUUGAGUUAUUCACUGAGAUGCAAGAACAGGGGAUGCAUCCAGAUCCUAAGAUCUUCAUUACUCUAAUUAGCUCCUUGGGUGAGCAGGGAAAGUGGGAUGUGAUAAAGAAGAAUCUUGAUAGUAUGAAACUCAGAGGACAUAAGAAUAGUGGCCUAGUUUAUGAAAUCCUAGUUGAUAUUUAUGGGCAGUACGGUCAAUUUCAGGAUGCUGAGAAGUGUAUAUCUGCUCUCAAGUAUGAAGGUCUUCUACCAUCAGCCAGCAUUUUUUGCAUUAUGGCAAAUGCUUAUGCUCAACAGGGGUUGUGCGAAGAGACAGUAAAAGUGCUUCAGCUCAUGGAGGAAGAAGGAAUCGAACCAAAUCUUGUAAUGCUGAAUGUACUGAUCAAUGCGUUUGCUGUUGCUGGUAGGCAUUUAGAGGCGUUGGCCAUUUAUCAUCAUAUAAUUGAAGUUGGUAUCAGUCCGGAUGUUAUUACCUACACCACCCUUAUGAAGGCAUUUAUUCGAGCAAAGAAGUUUCGUAAGGUCCCUGAAAUAUAUAAAGAAAUGGAAAAGGCUGGUUGCACACCAGAUAGGAAGGCCAGAGAGAUGUUAAAGUCCGUAACAAUGGUUCUUGAACAGAGACAUGAUUAUCAAGUAAAAACCAAUUAAAAACACCAGGAGGUUAUUGCAUCUUCAGCCUUCUUACCUACUACUUGAGCUUUUGAGGAAUCAGGAAUUGAUCUACAAUCAACAUCAAGAAAACCGAUCCUAAUUUUGCUGAUCCUAAUGCCAGGCCAACCUUCAAUGAACCCUGGCCCUGGGGACUACUGGAAUAGACAGUUGCUGGCAAUAAGUUUGGAGAUGCAACGAGGUCCGUACCAUAAUUAUACCAUAAAUCCUUUUAUUUUUCUUAAUGUUGUCUGGGGAUGAGAAUCUUAUCCUCCAAACUGGUAUAAAAUAUUAGUAUGUUUGUUCCUCAAUUUUUUGCUUGAAUAUUAAAUUAAGUGAAAAUUAUAUUUCACCUUAUCAUUUGUUUUUAUGGAUUUUUUUUAUAAAAACAAUGGUCUGUAGGUAAAAUGUAGAUUAACAAAAAACGACAAGGCAUAUGCAAAGAAUAACAACAAUUCAAACAAAGGAAGAAUAAGCAAAGUUCAAUUUUACUAACAUUGACUUGUCUUAGAAGUUAGUUUGUUUCUUUCUAACCAAAUCGAACUUUUUGGAAUCCACAAUUGCCUUAGUAAUCCCAUCAAGGAAGAUCUGGUACUUCAUUAUGGAAGUGGAUUAUGUAAAAUUAAGAACUCUUAACCAUUUUGCUUGGUAUUAUUCUUUUUU